This is a messenger RNA of Peronospora matthiolae, 2169 nucleotides long. NCBI's taxonomy places the organism in Eukaryota, Oomycota, Peronosporomycetes, Peronosporales, Peronosporaceae. The record is from the annotation of a GenBank genome assembly.
AUGAAGUUUGGCAAGCAGCUCGAGAUCUCAGCGAAUCCGGAAUGGCGCGACAACUACGUGCAGUACAAGCGGCUGAAGCGCCUGAUCAAGCGCGUGGCCUUUGAACUGGAGAAGCAGCAGAACGCGCAGAAGAAGCUGCAGCUCAAAAUGGAGCUCAGCGGCUGCAGCAGCAGCACGGGUGACGUGCCGCUUCACGUGCUUGUGGACGAGACGCACCCGCUGCUUCAGACGGUGGGGGGCGAAGUGCAGGACGCCAAGGAUCAGUUUUGGGAGGUGUUGGAUGCCAACCUCAAGAUUGUCAAUGACUUUUUCGUGGCCAAGAUCAAGACGUUGACGCGAUCGAUUGGGGAUUUUGAGGCCCUGAUUGAAGACGAAAAGAGGUCGACAGGACACGUGCACACGCGCACGCGCACGCACUCGCAGGACCGUGGCUUCGCGGCGUUGCAGGAGAUCUAUGACAAGCUGGUGGAUUUGCGUACGUUCGUGCAGAUCAACCACUCAGGGUUUCGGAAGAUUGUCAAGAAGUUUGACAAGACGAUGAAGUCACACACGCAGGAAGCGUUCAUGGAUCGACUGGCCAACGAACGCUUCUAUGCGUCCACUGACAUUGACAAGCUACUAGAACGCGUGGCUAGACUUACAUCAAAGGAUAAGCUGGAGGCGGGAAAUAUGGAGCGCCGUAUGCAGCGAAUGCAGGGCGAUCAAAACUCGCUGUUUCGCAAGGUCAAACUCGUCCCCUUUUGUAUUUCGGUGGCAGUUUUUGUGCUUCUCCUGCUCAUUCGUAUCACCCCGAAAGGGGAGGAAGUGCAGCAACGGUGUCUGGCAAUGCUCGUCUUCAUUACGAUGCUAUGGGUGACGGAGGCACUUCCGUACUUUGCUACAGCACUCCUCGUUCCGCCACUUGUGGUGUUCUUGCAAAUUCUGAACGAUAAGGCAGACCCUGACACGCUGCUCACAGCUCGACAAUCUGCUAAGGAGGUGAUGUCGAUGCUCGUCAACCACACAACCAUACUGAUUAUGGGCGGUUACUCGAUUUCAGCAGCAUUCGCGAAAUGCCAGAUCGAGCUCUACAUUGCCGCCUUCUUGCAACGUCGAUUCAAGAAAAGUCCAAACUUGUUCUUGCUCGCAAUCAUGCUCAUGGGACUGUUUUUAUCGAUGUGGAUUAGCAACCACACUGCCCCAGUGCUGUGUGUAUCGGUUCUACUUCCGAUCAUCAGAGACUUUCCGACGAACAGCGUUUAUGUGAAGACGCUUCUAAUCGGCUUAGCUUUUGCGUGCAACCUCGGUGGCAUGAUGACCCCAAUUUCUUCACUGCAAAAUACUCUGGCAGUGUCGUUUCUGGAGAAGGCUGGAUACACCAUUACGUUUGGUCAAUGGAUGGCAAUUGCAGUCCCAUUUUGCACCGUCGGCACGAUUAUGUGCUGGUUGUUUUUGCUACGAGUGAUGGACCCUCGGGAUGCCACAUACAUCCCGCAGAUCGUCUACGACCAAAAGCAACAGAUCAGCAGUCUCCAUGUUGUCGUCGUUUCAAUGACGCUUCUUACCAUUUUCUUGUGGGCGUCGUUCUCGGUGACGAGUGCAACAUUCGGCGACUUGGGCAUUAUCUCACUGAUGUUCAUGUUUGUCAUGUUCGGCACGGGAAUGCUGAGUCAAUUCGACUUUAAUUCGUUUUCAUGGCACAUUCUUUUCCUCAUUGGUGGUGGCAACGUGCUGGGAGAUGCCGUCCACCGAUCAGGACUUCUUGACACGUUGAGCAAGUCGGUCAUCCACGCGCUGCCGUCUGGAAACGUCUGGGUGGUCACGGUCUCUUUGUGCGGCCUGGUGGUUUGCCUGACUACUUUCGUCUCGCAUACGGUCGCUUCAAUCAUCCUUCUGCCAAUCAUUGUCGACAUGGCAAUCCAGAUCGGGCACCCACACAUUCCUGUGGUCUGCUGUGCGCUGGCGAUAUCUGCUGCCAUGGCGCUCCCGUUCUCGUCGUUUCCGAACAUCAAUUCACUGCUGGUUCUGGACGACCACGGUCAGCCAUACCUGGAAGUAAAGGAUUUUCUUCGCGUUGGAGUGGCGUUCUCGCUCGUAACGAUGGCGUUGAUUGUCACUCUAGGCUACGGGCUCAUUGUACUCGUGCUUGGAUACAACAUCGGUCCAACUCCAAUCAUGGUGGGCUCAUAG